Polychytrium aggregatum is the source of this 789-nucleotide messenger RNA. RefSeq names its product Sel1 domain protein repeat-containing protein. Gene Ontology annotation, molecular function: protein binding. The transcript has a single exon. The record is from RefSeq and is a predicted model, not a curated record. Lineage: Eukaryota; Fungi; Chytridiomycota; Chytridiomycetes; Polychytriales. The coding region runs from base 1 to 789 and encodes 262 amino acids.
AUGCUCGGGUGGUGCCAUUACUGCGGACGCGGCACCCCCACAGACAAGCCGAAAGCAAUCGAGCUCAUCCGCCAGAGCCGAACGGUCACAUUUGGCCUUGGGGAAGACUGCCUCAGCUCGCGUACCCCAAUUUCGUCGGACUCGCCUGCCGCCCGUCAAUUCUUUAGGUUGUGCGAGAUCGGCUCGGAGAGGGACUGGAUAUGUGCCCACCUCGUGGCCGUUUGCUACAUGGGAGGCUUCGGCGUAACAAAGGACCAAAUCCGAUCGGUUGCGAUUUUUGAGAAGCUCGCUUCGCAGGACCGGGAUGUAAGCCAGUACUGGCUUGGCCGAUGCUACGGAAGCGGCCGAGGCGUGGCCAUGGAUCACUCCGCUGAAUACCAGUGGUACAGUCGAUCAGCCAACCAGGGCAACUCGUACGCACAAAAUAUGGUCGGCCGGUGCUACGAAAAUGGUUGGGGUGUUGUCAGGGACUAUACCAAAGCUCUGGAAUGGUAUCGCAAGGCAGUCGAGCUUGGAAGCGCCACGGCCCAAAACAACCUGGGGCUGUGCUACGAAAACGGCUAUGGUGUCGCUGCUGAUUUCGCCAUCGCAGCCAGUUGGUAUCGCAAGGCUGCAGAGCAGGGCAACAUGUAUGCGCAGUACAAUCUUGCUGUUUUCUACGAGGAAGGUCGCGGGCUGCCCAAGGACAUCGAGAAGGCCGCCAGCUGGUAUCGCCAAUCUGCUGAUCAGGGCUAUUCCGAAGCGCGCCAUGGCCUCGAGGACCUCAGGAACCGGGGUCUUGUGAUCUGA